This is a messenger RNA of Bemisia tabaci, 1819 nucleotides long. RefSeq names its product protein D3. The record is from RefSeq and is a predicted model, not a curated record. NCBI's taxonomy places the organism in Eukaryota, Metazoa, Arthropoda, Insecta, Hemiptera, Aleyrodidae.
AAUUUUCUCAUGUUCUCCGCGUCCACAUCACUUAAAAACUGACAGUGUUUUCAAUAUGAUCUGGACGAUGAGAGGAGUUGAGGUUAAUAUAAAUGCUUAAUGCAUAAUUUGAUAUCAUGUUUUCCGCGUGAAGUUACCGCUUAGGAAUCAUUUCUAUGAGCAAUGAUAAAUGAUUUGGUUUACUUUAGUCAGGGUUUAGUAAAAUGUGUGGUAUUUCACCAGCGCUCGCCUUUUUGUAUGCUUUUUAUUUCCAGUGUGUGUAUCUCUCAGAUAUAGGACGACUAAAAAAUGCCGCAGCUCUGAAAAAGCUGAUAUUAGAGGAAAAAAUAAUUCCGGAUCUCAUAGAUGAAGCACCUCUAUACGCUGUAACGGUCCAAUACAGGGGUCGAUCGUUUAGCUUCGGGAAUAAAGUCACAGUUUUCGAUAUUGUAGAAACACCAAAGGUUGUAAACUGGCCACUAAAGAAAGGAGAGAAGUACACGCUUAUUAUGACAGGCUUAGAUGUGCCCACCCGACAGGAUCCCAGGUAUCGGGAGUAUCUCCACUGGCUGGUGGUAAAUAUACCUGAUCAAAAUCUCCGAAAGGGAGAUCAUUUUGGGGAAUAUGAAGGAACAGUUUAUGAUUACCAACAAGGUGUUCAUCGUGUCGUUUACUUAGUGUUCCAACAAAAUGGAACGUUACAUUUAAAAGAUGAUCACCAUCAUACAGAUUUCAUGAAAGUUAAAAGAGAGAAUUUUUCCACACGACAUUUUGUGAAUGAGUACAAUCUAGGAGCACCAUUUGCAAUCAAUUGGGCAGAGGUGCACGAAAGUUGUGAUAUCGUCACUCCUCCGGACCCAGCGAUAAAUGAUGAAGAAGAUGAAGACGGUUCGUGAAAAGGUACCUCUCAACAAAAUGCAAGGAUAGAAAAGUUGGAUUGAGAAAGAAAUAAAUGAAAAAAUAAACAUAAGAACAAUUUUAUAUCUCAAAUCAUCAAAAUGAAAUAGGGUGUCUUAACAUGAAUUUUAAAGGUUUUAAAUGAAUUGAACAAGUUUUAGGAGAGAACACAAAUUUGUCCGCAUUGCAGAUCGGUUUGAACUUGAUUCUUUAACGGGUGGGUACAAAAGCCACUUAAGUCAAGUCAUUUCAGUUGCAAAUACUUAAACAUGGAAAAAUAAUAAAAUGAAAGAAUGGGGGAAAACAAGGCUAAAUGAUUAAAAUACUAAAAAGACAGGACGCUUCGAGCUGUCACACGGCCAUCACUAUACCUCGGUCUCGACAAUUCUCGAGUGUAAAGGGUCAACCCGAGGAACAUCUUCAGAGAUGUAUUGGAGAUGAUCGUAGUCAAAGAUAGGGACAUGGGACAAGCCAUGCAACUGUCGAUCAGAGGUGGAAAGGUUAAGGACUCCAUAUCGCCAAUUUUUUUAGAAAUAAAAAUUGGCCUCAGCAAAUGCGCAUUUAAUAUCUGUUCGAAUUUUCAAAUGUGUAGGAGCAGAGGUUGCCUACCCACCUUGUUUAAUGUUGUUGAUAAAUAUGUGACCACUAUUUCCCCUCGGAUGGUCCGUCUACCAAAGUUCAGUGGUUGCGAUUGCGUAAUAACAACUGGGAUUAGGUCAAGACUCAAUUUUUAUUAAUUUUGAUUGUUCUUACACCCGAGACAGCUCAAAACGUCCUGCUUUUCUCGUGGUUCAAUAUUUUAGCCUUUGUUGUGCUCAUUUUUUUUUUUAUUUUUCAUUCUCUCGUGUUCCUGUUCAUAUUUCCGAGCUAUAUGUAACUGUGCAUCAUCGUUGUAAAUAAAUGAGUGAGCAAAAUGUUAGUAAAAUAAAUUAAUAGACACGUU